Messenger RNA from Ustilago hordei, 1770 nucleotides. RefSeq lists its product as uncharacterized. The record is from RefSeq and is a predicted model, not a curated record. NCBI's taxonomy places the organism in Eukaryota, Fungi, Basidiomycota, Ustilaginomycetes, Ustilaginales, Ustilaginaceae. Bases 1 to 1770 code for a protein of 589 amino acids. The transcript has a single exon.
AUGACCGACGCUGGCGAGACAUCCAAGGCAAGCCUUCUCUCCCUACCUCCCGAGAUCCUCGACAGCAUCGCAACCUACGCCGCUACAUCCGAUAGCUCCUUCUCCUCCGCCACGCCUUCGGCGCCUUGUAGUUUUCUCUACGACUCAUCGGUUCGCUCCUCUCAUGUCGUUACUCCACCCACCGACCUUCAUGCGCUGCAACUCGUUUGUCGACGCUUACACUCGCUUCUCAGCCUCCAGUCUAACCCUCGUCUCUAUGCAAGAGUGUUCCGAAGCAAGUUCGAUACGGCUGCCAUUGGCCGUCGAUUCGGUAAAACCGCACUAGCCUCUCAUAACCUAGCCAAGGAACUCCAACGACGCUGUACUUUACUCAAGCGGAUGCGACGCUGUGUUCUAUCCGCCGCUUUCCCGCCCGAAGGUGGUAAUUCGCUGGUGGAGGUUGAGGAGUCGGUGACAGAGAUGUUGUGGUUAGCGUAUUUGAUGAUGUUGGAGAAUGAUGGCUUGAAUUAUGAGCAACUUUGUUGGGCACAACUCCACAGCUUUUUGGCGUUGCACCAUGCAGCGUAUAUGUUGGAUGGGGCUGUACAGCCGGGCUAUCCUUCAGAUGCGGUUCAUAAGGCUCUCGCUUUGCAUCUCGUCUAUCUGUUGACUGAUCCGGAACAACUGGCGUACGAACCAAGAAGCGAGGCAGUGGAAAUGCUCUUCGUUUUACGACCUUUCGUAUUUGCUGCGCAUAAAUUCGAUGCCUAUAUGGCUCCCUGGACGCUUCGCAAUCUACCUCAGCCCACCAACAGCAGCAGCAGAAACAGCAACGGCACAUGGCAUGAACCCGCACAAGCAGCAAACGCAACAUCAACAGCCACCAAUCCAUUCCUCGCCGAUCUCACCCCCAAAGAUCGCAGUUGCACAAUCCAACACGUCUGCGGCCCGCUCCGCAUUGCUCCGCCCAUCCUCGCCCAAGGUGCAUGUUUCUCGUUUUUCAUGAAAGUUGAAAAAGAUCCCGCGGUACUAGGUAUGGCCGCUCUCACGGACCCAGACGAGGGUUCAUCAGAAACAACCAUUCGUCAACCAGCUGCAACUCGUUCUCCCCUCUCCCUCACCUCUCUCGAUCACGAUAAAGACGCUACUCGACUGUUAGCCUGUCUCGAUGCACGCCAGUCGCCAGGACUACCGCCAUUGUUCUUCAAAGGCAUGUUCGAAGGUAUUUGGGAAGGCAGGUUUAGCUUUUUCGAUUUCGAUUCUUAUCGAGAAAUGCUUGCUGGUCGUAUGCGUAGUCUCUACGAAGGACCUUUUGGCGAACAGCCGCAAAUCUGGAAAAUUCGCGAGAAGCUUGUCAAACUUGGUCCCGCACAGCUCCAAGGUGGCAAGGGUAGCAUCCUUGCUGCAGGUUAUACUUCUGGGGGUUCGCAUGGACUAGAUGUUGCGACAGGGGUGGGGGAUGGAAAGGGGAAGGGGAGAGCUUACUUGCCGAAUGAUUGGGAGCAAUAUCCGAGAUAUCAGGAUGAAGAUGCAAGUGAGAGAUACGAAAUUCUUCUCUCCGGAACGGGCCAUUCUGCAUGGGGAAGGUUUGUUGUGAGGGGUAGGGUGAGAAGUUGGGAUGGAAUGUUGAUUAUGACAAAGGAGUACAGGCCCGAUGGAAGAGGCAAGUGGUUGUACAGAGGUUACUGUGUUGCUGGUGGAAAACUCGUCGGCAGAUGGAGAGAUACCUUUACACCCGAGAACAUGUAUGGUUAUGAGGGUUGUUUUCUUUUCCAACGAAGAGGUGUUUAA